CGCUCCCGUCCCGCCAUGGGACAGAAAGCAGAAGGCCCCGAUGGACAGACAGACCGUCCGGCGGGCAGGGAAGGCUGCGGGGGAGAUGCAGCGCGGCUAGUUAGCAACUCCCCAGGACCACCCACCCCGGUUCCUCCCAGGGCAGAGCGCGGUGACACCGCGGCAGCCGCCACGGAGAGGACACAGGACCCCCCGCUGGGCCCACCGUGCCCCUUCGAGGGGGUAGCCUGGACUCCAAGACCCCCGCAGGGCCGCCCACAGGACUGCUUUGCCUGCAUUGCCAAGCCCCCGGCCCUCCAGCAAGCUUCACCUGUCCUGUCCCCUUCCUCUGCCAUUUAUCUCAUGGAGAGCAAGAGCUGCAAAGGGGACAGCCUGAGGCCAGCAGUCCCAUGCAAGCACUCGGUGGAGAAGAAGACGAUGACCAACCCCACCACCGUCAUUGAAAUCUACCCGGACACCACUGAAGUGAAUGACUACUAUCUCUGGUCUAUCUUCAACUUCGUAUACCUCAACUUCUGCUGUCUCGGCUUCAUCGCCUUGGCCUAUUCAUUGAAAGUCCGGGAUAAGAAACUCCUCAAUGACUUAAAUGGAGCAGUCGAAGAUGCCAAGACAGCCCGGCUUUUUAACAUCACCAGCUCAGCCCUUGCCACCUUCUGUAUCAUCCUUAUCUUCAUCUUCCUGCGAUACCCCCUCACUGACUACUAGAGUGAGGCCAACAGCAGCGGCUGCCGCCAAAAUGCCUCUUUGCCAGAAGUGUCUGCAGUUGUUUCUUGUAGCAAGGACGCAAAAAAGAAAAAAACACACUCCAACUUGAUUGUAAAACAAAAAAAAAAGGCAAUUAAAUACAGAAAUAAAUGAGCUGAUCGGCCCAGCUGAGCAUACCCUUCCUGCCCCCAAACAGUUUGUGAACUGCUGUAGGAAAGGGUCUUACUCUUACACAUGUAUAGGGAGAAAAAUAGACCAAGAAAUAUUUAUUUUAUGGCCAACAAGCUGUGUGACAAGAGCCUGCAAAGCCGAGAGCGUCGCAUGCCGGGCAGCAGAAAGCUGAGCUCUGGGGAGCAACAGGGUCCUGCUGAGCAGGAGGUGUGUGCAGUGAUGGAUGGUGACUGUGGCAGGGCUGGCUCACAACAUAUCAGACGUGUUCAGACCACCCCACCACCCCUGAAUGUACAGGUGUUUGUUUUCCUUUUCCUCUCUUGAGUUUCAUCCACUGGUUCAAACAACUCACAACCUCUGGAGAGCUGAGGGUGUUAGGAAGUUCAUGCUAGGGAGCCCCAAAGACUCCAGAGAAGCCCCAAAGCGUUAAAGGGCAGGUUUCUCCUCAGGAUCUCCCGGCAAUGCUGAGAAGGAAGGCACCUUCUGAAGAACUCACCUAAGCCCCCUAAACCGAGUGCUACUGUAUUUCUGUAAACAAUCAAUAAAGAUACCUCUGAUAUCUGA
This is a messenger RNA of Phalacrocorax carbo (great cormorant), 1440 nucleotides long. The record is from RefSeq and is a predicted model, not a curated record. Lineage: Eukaryota; Metazoa; Chordata; Aves; Suliformes; Phalacrocoracidae.